AUGAGAGAGACUUGCGUGCUUGCCGCAGCGCUCGAGAACGAGAAGCAGCAUGAGCUCCAACAACAAGCGCUGCGUAAAAAACACGGCAAAUCUCUACACAAGCACGUGAGAACUCAGAUCUCCUACAGGUAGGUCUAACGGUUUAAUUUACAAAAUUACAAAAAUACAUUAUCUGUUGGUUUUCCCCAGUGUUGAAAUGGGUUACGCGCUCACAAACUACAGGCUGCAAUAGACUGCCUGCUCUGCGGAUGUCGAGAACACAGUGCUGUCCCCACUGAGAACGAAAUUGGAUACCAUAUUAUUUGGAUGAAGAUUGCAGUCACAGAAGUAACUGAUAACAUCAUGCUACAUUGCUUUUGCAUCUGAUAAGAAGAUGCCUUAACCUUUCUCCAUUUGAAUCCACACAAAAAUCCCCAUAUACCAAUUAACCAAUUGCUCCCCGAGUGAUAGCCUAUCAAAUUGCUACAUCACAUUAUAUCCUAAAUAUUUUCUCAAAUGUGCAAAUGCAGAUGGUUGAACUGGUUGGUUUAAACACUUGUGCACUGUCUGAAGUCACCCCUGCUCUUCCGGGGGGGUUGUCCCCUUUGCAUUCCAAAAGACACACUUAUGACCUCAUGCCAACCACUUGGAUAUCACCAUAGCCCCUUUUGCUGUCCCAUUUGUAAAUCUUUGAUUAUUAAGGUUCUUUCAUACCCCCUUGGAAUUCAGCCUGGUCUCAUAGACUAGACGUAACAUAGUAAACGGAAAAACCGAGAUGCUCAAAUUAGUUUGGUAUGUAGGGUGGUUGGUCGGGGUGGGUGUAUAACGCAAACGUCUAGCAACCCAAAGGUUGCGAGUUCGAAUCUCAUCACAGACAACUUUAGCAUUUUAGAUAGUUAGCAACUUUUCAACCACUUACUACUGUUUAGUUACUUUGCCACUACUUAGCAUGUUAGCUAACCCUUCCCCUAACCUUAACCCUUUUGGCUAACUCUUCCCCUAACCCUAACCUUAACCCUUUUAGCUAACCCUUACCCUAACGUUAACCCUUUAACCUAACACAUAAACUUAAUCCUAACCUUAACCCUAACCCCUAACCCUAAUCCCUAACCCUAACCCCUAGCCUAGCUAACUUACCCACCUAGCUAGAGUUCAUAACAUAUCAUCAAUUUUGCAAAUUCGUAACAUAUUGUACAUUUUACAAUUUCAUAAUAUUUAAUACGAAUUGUAAUUCGUAACAUAUCAUACGAAAUGGGUGAUGAACAAAUUAAUACAUACCCAUGCAAAAUGUAACAUAUCAUACAAAAUGGAGUGUAGGAUAUUUACGUACAGAAUAAUACGAAAGGCUCUGAGACCAGGUUGUGUAAUUAGGUCUAUGUCUCUAGGGCCUUCAAACUCAACUCUGGACCUCGAAGCCAGUUCCACUGCAUUUCUUCAUUGUUUCCUCAAAUCAGGGACUGAUUUAGACCUGGGACACCAGGUGGGUGCAAUUAAGUAUCAGGUAGAACAGAAAACCAGCAGGCUCCGGACCUCGUAGGGUAAGAGUUGAGUACCCCUGCUCUAGGGUAAGCGCCUUAUACAACCUAUAGGCCUACAGACCAUGUUACACGUGGAGAGAUGUUUACGGCAUAGAGAACACCAUGACAUCUCAGAUCUCUCUCGCGGUCUUCGUUUAAAAUACCCUAAUAUCCUAAUGAUGUCUGCAAAUGUGCAGACAGAAUUAUUUAUUUAUCUUUCAUUGCCUUUUGUUUCUCUUUGACAGUUUACUAUUUCUUGGCUGCUCAAAACCUCGCUCCCCCGGGAGUGCGCUCAGCUCAACACCAUUGAGUACCCGUUGUUCGACGUUACUUUGCUCUGCAUUGGUCUAAAGAUCAAUUCAGCGUCGAGGUCUGCCUAUCAGUAGAUCACCUAUUGAUUACACAGGAAAUCUGAUUCGAUGCCAAUUAACAGAAGCAGGCUCUGUUUGUAGGAUAAUUGAUUGACAAACUUAAUUGAUUGACAUUAAGGACUGUGUCAGUUUAAAACUUGUUCAUAAAGACUUAAUACACACCAUACCUAUUCCUCUGAGAAAAUAAAAAUUCAAAUGCCAUUUAAAAUACACUAUUCCACUCAUGCAUGGUUUACAAAUGCCUUUAGAACAUAUUCGUCUUUUUUUUUUUUGUUGAACAAUAGUGAAAAGAUAACUGUUCUGAUGGUGGUUCUAGUGCAUUGGGUAAUGGACAUGACGUCAUCUAGGAAGUUUAACUCCUAGAAGUAAUUCUACAGGUGGAAGUUGGAGUAGGGGGUUAUGUAGGCCAGGGUAGAAGGGCAGGCUACUUGGCCCAAUGAAGGCAUUAGCCGAUAGGCGUUGGUGUAUUUUAAUUGUGACUUAGCCCACACGUUACACAACCACAUUUUGUACAGGGCCCCCAAAAGGUGCAAACCCACUUUUUAAUUUUUCUAUGCCACUGAACUAUUUGUGGUUAUAAUUUUACCUUUUGCUUUUCUUGUAUUAUUCCCAUACCAGAGCACCUGUGGCUGUUUUGGUGCUGGCUCUUUUCUUUGAUCAGCUUGAAUGUUAUUUAUUUAUUGAGAACAAUAUGUUAAUAAUGGCACCAUAUGGGUACACUCUGUGACCUUCCAAGUCUAUACCCCCUGCAGAGUUUAUUUGGGUUUAUUUUAUUUAUAGCCGCGAUCAUGCCAGUACAGAAGGAAAUGGGCUUACCAACCAACGGUGGCAAAGAAAAACACCAGGCAUUUGUACCCAAUUCACAGCACUUCCUUCAGCUCAUGGAGGAGAAACCCUUCCAAUCCAGUAAUAAUAACACAGUAUAUUCCGUUUUUGUAUUUGCCAUAAAUAUUCGAUUUGCGAGAUAGCAGUAGAUAGUUGUCUCAGAGCGGGAGCUAGGUUGAAACAUGACCAAGUCCAUUGUGAAAUAUUAAUACACUUUCAAAACAAACGUGAGGAAAUGUGUCUUUUGAUGUUACAUUUUUUCUUUUCUUUUUUGUAUAUAUUCUGAUAGCGUGUAAACUUGUUAGUGUGCCUUUGUGUACUUUAACAAUAGAAAAUACAAUUCCUGUGUAUUAGGGGAUUUGUAUGACCGGCAAUAACAGUUGACUUUAAGCAAAACUUGAACAAUUCAUUGUUUGCGGAAAGAGAAAAUAAACGAACUAUUGAUAAUCGGCAGAUUUGAUAAAUAUGAUUGAAAUCUUGCGGAUGCGGUUUCUGGCCAUUCUCCAGAAUAACUGCUAACCACUGGUUGUAACAGCCACCUCCCUCUCUCUCCCCCUUAGUUUUCAAAAUAGACUGCAGUGCGGAAUGUUGUUAAUUGUGAGGGUUAACAAUAUGACGAGUGUAUAAACAUUGUUUACUCAGAUGAUGUGAUAACUGCCUCCGUCCAGAAAGAGAUGUGUGAAUGGAGUGUAUGGGGCCAUAGAAUUAGAAUUAGAAUGUAUGGGGCCAUAGAAUUAGAAAUAUAAUUACAAUUAGAAUAUAUGGGACCAUAGAUUUAGAAUUAGAAUUAUAAUUAAUGGGGGCAUAGAAUUAGAAUUAGAAUGUAUGGGGCAGACAUAGAGUAGUAGAAUGAUGACAUCAGACCCCAGCCCCUCCCCUCCCCGCCCCUUCUACUCUCCUCCCUGAAAUACUCUCCAUUGGUUUCAGAACUUCACAGUUUCAAUCUGUGGCAACAACUCACAUUGUUUAUUUAUUAAUGUCAGGGUCAUUCCGCACCACUGCUUUCACAAGGAUAUUUGCUUUGAAGUGAUUGAUGGUUGAUGCUGAUUUUUACAUUAUAUUACAGGCAGACAACAGAUUGUGUGAUUAGAUGCUGUUUGUUAUGCACUAAGUAUUCUGACCAUGUAUGGCUUACUGAUGUUUGUCAUGUUGUUUCAGAUUGGUGCUACCAGUCCCAGCACACCUGUGCCACCCCUUGUAAUGGUGAGUUUUGAAACACAGUGAUGAACAAAAAAAUCUCAUGUUAAAUCUGUCCAUACAACACAGUGACUGGAUCCUCUUUUUAGCUCAUCUUUGUCAUGUCACCAUUACACGUUCAAGUUAUUUAAGGAGGGACUUGACCGUUACAGCAAUAAAUCCACUUCCUCUCCAUCUGACGACGCGUCUUGCUGUCACCCUGACGACGUGUCUUGCUGUCGCCCUGACGACGUGUCUUGUUGUCACCCUGACGAUGCGUCUUGCUGUCGCCCUGACGACGUGUCUUGCUGUCGCCCAGACGAUGUGUCUUGCUGUUGCCCUGACGACGUGUCUUGCUGUCACCCUGACGACGUGUCUUGUUGUCGCCCUGACGAUGCGUCUUGCUGUCACCCUGACGAUGCGUCUUGGUGUCACCCUGACGACGUGUCUUGUUGUCACCCUGACGAUGCGUCUUGCUGUCACCCUGACGAUGCGUCUUGGUGUCACCCUGACGAUGUGUCUUGCUGUCGCCCUGACGAUGUGUCUUGCUGUCGCCCUGACGAUGUGUCUUGCUGUCACCCUGACGACGUGUCUUGCUGUCACCCUGACGACGUGUCUUGCUGUCGCCCUGAUGACGUGUCUUGCUGUCACCCUGACGACGUGUCUUGCUGUCACCCUGACGAUGCGUCUUGCUGUCGCCCUGACGACGUGUCUUGCUGUCACCCUGACGACGUGUCUUGCUGUCACCCUGACGAUGUGUCUUGCUGUCACCCUGACGACAUGUCUUGCUGUCACCCUGACGACGUGUCUUGCUGUCACCCUGACGAUGUGUCUUGUCUCCUCACUGUUCUACAGGACCAGAGAAGUGGGAUCAUGCCAACAUAGCCUGUGGUGGCCGUGUCCAAUCCCCCAUCAACAUCGUCCACAGGAAGACCUUACCAGACGAGCGCCUCACACCCUUCCAGUUCAGACAGUACCAGGAUUCCUUCGAAGGCCUGAUCAAAAACAAUGGACACUCUGGUAUGUUUCAUUAAGGCCACUAAACAGUCUUUGCUCAUGCCUACCUGAACUCAACAAUGCUUGAUUUAAAUUAUGUCAAAAAUGUGAACAUUUGGAAAUAUGCUUUUUUACUGAAAUUGUUUACAUUCCAAGACAAAACAUUCUGUUGUUGAUCCCCCUACCCCACCACCUCCCUUUAGAAGCAUGUCGUUUCCUAGCAACAAACAUCUAGAAAGUAUUUUUGUUGUCUAAUUUCCACUGUGUCAUCCCCUCCAGUUCAGGUGAGCGUGCCCCACGAAGCCUAUGUGUUCGGUGGAGACCUGGAGACGCCCUAUAAGGCGGUGCAGUUCCACCUGCACUGGGGCAAGAACGGGGGACCAGGGUCAGAGCACACCAUCGACGGAGAGCAGUACCCCAUGGAGGUAAUGUUAUUUAGGACAGCCACUGUCUGACACACACACACACACACACACACACACACACAUCCGCGCACACACACACACACACACACACACACACACACACACACACACACACACACUUUGACAUUUUUUUUUCUUUAAAUGUUCUUAUCAGUGUGAAUCAAACAGAGGAUCACAGUCCAAUUGAAAGUGAGCUGAAACGGAGCCCAGAUGAAGGUUUUUAAAAACGACUUUUAGACUUUCUAUUGACUCUCUUUUCUACAGCUACACAUUGUUCACAUGAAACAGCAACACUCAAACUUGGGAGAUGCAUUGAAAGAUCCAUCCGGAGUUGCAGUCCUGGGAUUUUUCUAUGAGGUAAACAUUUCAAUAUGUUUGAAUGAUCUUUGCCAUAGCCAGUCAAUCUUUGACUUUGAAUGAACAUAUCCAUGGCAACACUUGUAAUACAAUGUUGAGGGUAAUGAUAUUAAACGCAUUAUAGGACCCUGCAUUUGUCUUGGAUGUGAUAUACUGUAUGUUUAUAUAUUGAGAUGUAUUUAUGUGUAUGUACAGUGCCUUCAGAAAGUAUUCACACCCCUUAUUCUACAUUUUGUUGUGUUACAGCCUGAAUUCAAAAGGAUUCAAUUGUUUGUUUUUUCUCUCAACUGUCUACACACAAUACCCCAUAAUGACAAAGUGAAAUCAUGUUUGAGAAAUAUCUGCAAAUGUAUUGAAAAUGAAAUACAUAAAUAUCUCAUUUACGUAAGUAUUUACACCAGAGUCAAUACUUUGUAGAAGCACCUUUGGCAGCGAUUACAGCUGUGAGUCUUUCUGGGUCAGUCUCUAAGAGCUUUCCACACCUGGAUUGAGCAACAUUUGCCCAUUAUUCUUUUCAAAAUUCUUCAAGCUCUGUCAAAUUGGUUCUUGAUCAUUGCUAGACACCCAUUUUCAGAUCUUGCCAUACAUUUUGGAUAAGAUUUUGCCUGUGCUUUGCUUCAUUCUGUUUAUUUUUAUCCUGAAAAACUCCCCAGUCCUUAACGAUUACAAGCAUACCCAUAACAUGCAGCCUCCACUAUGCUUGAAAAUAUGGAGAGUGGUACUCAGUAAUGUGUUGUAUUGGAUUUGACCCAAACAUAACACUUUGUAUUCAGGACAAAAAGUUAAUUGCCAUGCCACAUUUUUUGCAGUAUUACUUAAGUGCCUUGUUGCAAACAAGAUGCAUGUUUUGGAAUAUUUGUAUUCUGUACAGGCUUCCUUCUUUUCACUCUGUUAAUUUGGUUAGUAUUGUGGAGUAACUACAAUGUUGUUGAUCCAUCCUCAGUUUUUUGCUACCACAGCCAUUAAACUCUGUAAAUGUUUUAUAGUCACCAUUGGCCUCAUGGUGAAAUCCCUGAGUGGUUUCCUUCCUCUCCGGCAACUGAGUUAGGAAGGACGUCUGUAUCUUGUUGUUACUGGGUAUAUUGAUACACCAUCCAAAGUGUAAUUAAUAACUUCACCAUGCUCAAAGGGAUAUCCAAUGUCUGCUUUUUAAAAAUGUUUACUCAUCUACCAAUAGGUGCCCUUCUUUGCGAGGCAUUGUAAAACCUCCCUGGUCUUUGUGGUUGAAUCUGUGUUUGAAAUUCACUGCUCGACUGAGGGACCUUACAGAUAAUUGUAUGUGUGUGGUAUAGAGAUCAGGUAGUCAUUUAAAAAUCAUGUUAAACACUAUUAUUGCACACAGUGAGUCCAUGCAACUUAUUAUGUGACUUGUUAAGAAUUGAUUUACUCCUGAACUUUAUUUAGACUUGCCAUAACAAAGCGGUUGAAUACUUAUUGACUCAAGACAUUUCAGCUUUUCAUUUUUAAUUAAUUUGUUAAAAAAAUACAAAAAAUUGAAAAACAUAAUUCCACUUUGACAUUAUGGGUUAUAAUGCAUAGGCCAGUGACACAACAUCUUCAUGUAAUCCAUUUUAAAUUCAGGCUGUAACACAACAAAAUGUGGAAAAGGUCAAGGGGUGUGAAUACUUUCUGAAGGCACUGUAUGCUCGAGUCAUGAUUCUUAUUUUGUAACAUUGUCAGGAAUCUCUCAGUGCCAACAGAAAAUAUGAUCCCAUUGUAAAAGCUCUCCAGAGCAUCAGUACGACUGGUGAGUAUAUUUCAUAACUAAUGUAUAUGUUAUUCAGAUCCAUUUUGCUAAAGAUAUGGCAUGUAUCAUACAAUUGAUUCACAAAGCCACACUCACAGCUGGGACAUUGAAACUAGUAUCUGCUAAGAUUAGUGUAUCUUUGUACAGACGUGGUCAAAAGUUUUGAGAAUGACACAAGUAUUGGUCUUCACAAAGUUCGCUGCUUCAGUGUUAUGAGAUAUUUUAGUCAGAUGUUACUAUGGUAUACUGAAGUAUAAUUACAAGCAUUCCAUAAGUGUCAAAGGCUUUUAUUGACAAUUACAUUAAGUUUAUGCAAAGAGUCAAUAUUUGCAGUGUUGACCCUUCUUUUUCAAGACCUCUGCAAUCCGCCCUGGCAUGUUGUUAAUUAACUUCAGGGCCACAUCCUGACUGAUGGCAGCCCAUUCUUGCAUAAUCAAUGCUUGGAGUUUGUCAGAAUUUGUGGGGUUUUGUUUGUCUACCCGCCUCUUGAGGAUCGACCACAAGUUCUCAAUGGGAUUAAGGUCUGGGGAGUUUCCUGGCCAUGGACCCAAAAUUUCGAUGUUUUGUUCCCCGAGCCACUUAGUUAUCACUUUUGCCUUAUGGCAAGGUGCUCCAUCAUGCUGGAAAAUGCAUUGGUCGUCACCAAACUGUUCUUGGAUGGUUGGGAGAAGUUGCUCUCAGAGGAUGUGUUGGUACCAUUCUUUAUUCAUGGCUGUGUUCUUAGGCAAAAUUGUGAGUGAGCCCAAUCCCUUGGCUGAGACGCAACCCUACACAUGAAUGGUCUCAGGAUGCUUUACUGUUGGCAUGACACAGGACUGAUGGUAGCGCUCACCUUGUCUUCUCCGGACGAGGUGUUUUCUGGAUGCCCCAAACAAUCGGAAAGGGGAUUCAUCAGAGAAAAUGACUUUACCCCAGUCCUCAGCAGUCCAAUCCCUGUACCUUUUGCAGAAUAUCAGUCUGUCCCUGAUGUUUUUCCUGGAGAGAAGUGGCUUCUUUACUGCCCUUCUUGACACCAGGACAUCUUCCAAAAGUCUUUGCCUCACUGUGCGUGCAGAUGCACUCACACCUGCCUGCUGCCAUUCCUGAGCAAGCUCUGCACUUGUGGUGCCCCGAUCCCGCAGCUGAAUCAACUUUAGGAGACGGUCCUGGCGCUUGCUGGACUUUCUUGGGCGCCCUGACGCCUUCUUCACAACAAUUGAACCUCUCUCCUUGAAGUUCUUGAUGAUCCGAUAAAUUAUUGAUUUAGGUGCAAUCUUACUAGUAGCAAUAUCCUUGCCUGUGAAGCCCUUUUUGUGCAAAGCAAUGAUGACGGCACGUGUUUCCUUGCAGGUAACCAUGGUUAACAGAGGAAGAACAAUGCUUUCAAGCACCACCCUCCUUUUAAAGCUUCCAGUCCGUUAUUCUAUCUCAAUCAGCAUGACAGAGUGAUCUCCAGCCUUGUCCUCGUCAACACUCUCACCUGUGUUAAUGAGAGAAUCACUGACAUGAUGGCAGCUGGUCCUUUUGUGGCAGGGCUGAAAUGCAGUGGAAAUGUUUUUCUUUUGGGAUUAAGUUCAUUUUCAUGGCAAAGAGGGACUUUGCAAUUAAUUGCAAUUCCUCUGAUCACUCUUCAUGACAUUCUGGAGUAUAUGCGAAUUGCCAUCAUCAAAACUGAGGCAGCAGACUUUGUGAAAAUUAGUAUUUGUGUCAUUCUCAAAACUUUUGACCACGACUGUACAUGUAAUAAAGUACAUGAUACGUUCUGUGUAGCAGAUACUGUUCAUCAUUACACAGUUUCAUGUAAAGACUGAGGAGAUUUGAUGUCUUCACUAAUGUCUUCGAUGCUUUCCUCUGUCUUGUCCUAUCUGCCUCCAGAUGCCAAAAUAUUUUCAUGAAUUCAUGUCAAGAUUAAUGUACAAUUUGUAUGUAACUUGUGUAUCGCAGAUACAAUUUAUCUCAAUUUGUUUCAGUGCUCUAUGUUUCUCUCGUGUCCUGUCUGUUGACAAGUACCAACACCAAAGUUUUGCUAAGAUUAAAUAUCACUUCUGUGUGUCUCCGUUUGUUUCAGUGCUCAAUGUUUCUGAUGGUGCGCUGUGCUGUUGCAGGUACUCAAACCUCUCUGAGCGCUGUGUCUCUGGAGCAGCUGAUUCCUCCCCAGCAGAACCUGACCAACUACUACCGUUACAAGGGCUCCCUCACCACCCCUAACUGCACUGAGUCUGUGGUCUGGACCGUGUUUGAGAAGCCCAUCCCUCUCAGCAGAGACCAGGUACAGCAGCCGUUUAACCCAACGUCUUGUUGGUACAUUAGGAAACACUCUGAAAGCAGAACAGUUAUGUGGUGGAGAGCCGUGGCAUUUCAGAGCAGUUAUGUGGUGGAGAGCCGUGGCAUUCAGAACAGUUAUGUGGUGGAGAGCCGUGGCAUUCAGAACAGUUAUGUGGUGGAGAGCCGUGGCAUUCAGAACAGUUAUGUGGUGGAGAGCCGUGGCAUUCAGAACAGUUAUGUGGUGGAGAGCCGUGGCAUUCAGAACAGUUAUGUGAUGGAGAGCCGUGGCAUUCAGAACAGUUAUGUGGUGGAGAGCCGUAGCAUUCAGAAGAGUUACACUACCAUUCAAAAGUUUGGGUCACUUAGAAAUGUCCUUGUUUUUGAAAAAAUAAGCUUUUUUUUUUGUCCAUUAAAAGAACAUCAAAUUGAUCAGAAAUACAGUGUAGACAUUGUUAAUGUUGUAAAUGGCUAUUGUAGCUGGAAACGGCUGAUUUUUAAUGGAAUAUCUACAUAGGCAUACAGAGGCCCAUUAUCAGCAACCAUCAGUCCAGUGUUCCAAUGGCACGUUGUGUUUGCUAAUCCAUGUUUAUCAUUUUAAAAGGCUAAUUGAUCAUUAGAAAACCCUUUUGCAAUUAUGUUAGCACAGCUGAAAACUGUUGUGCUGAUUAAAGAAGUAAUAAAACAGGCCUUCUUGAGACUAGUUGAGUAUCUGGAGCAUCAGCAAUUGUGGGUUCAAUUACAGGCUCAAAAUGGCCAGAAACAAAUAACUUUCUUCUGAAACUCAUCAGUCUAUUCUUGUUUUGAGAAAUGAAGGCUAUUCCAUGCGAGAAAUGCCAAGAAACUGAAGAUCUCGUACAACGCUGUGUACUACUCCCUUCACAGAACAGCGCAAACUGGCUCUAACCAGAAUAGAAAGAGGAGUGGGAGGCCUCGGUGCACAACUGAGCAAGAGGACAAAUACAUUAGAGUGUCUAGUUUGAGAAACAGCUUAAUUAAAUAUUACCCACAAAACACCAGUCUCAACGUCAACAGUGAAGAGAUGACUCUGGGAUGCUGACUUUCUAGGCAGAGUUGCAUAGAAAAAGCCAUAUCUCAGACUGGCCAAUAAAAAGAAAAGAUUAAGAUGGGCAAAAUAACACAGACACUGGACAGAGGAAGAUUGGAGAAAAGUGUUAUGGACAGACUAAUCAAAGUUUGAGGUGUUCGGAUCACAAAGAAGAACAUUUGUGAGAUGCAGACCAAGUGAAAAGAUGCUGGAGGAGUGCUUGAUGCCAUCUGUCAAGCAUGGUGGAGGCAAUGUGAUGGUCUGGGGGUGCUUUGGUGGUGGUAAAGUGGGAGAUUUGUACACGGUAAAAGGGAUCUUGAAGAAGGAAGGCUAUCAUUCCAUUUUGCAACGCCAUGCCAUACCCUGUGGAUGGCGCUUGAUUGGAGCCAAUUCCCUCCUACAACAGGACAAUGACCCAAAGCACAGCUCCAAACUAUGCAAUAACUAUUUAGAGAAGAAGCAGUCAGCUGGUAUUCUGUCUAUAAUGGAGUGGCCAGCACAGUCACCAGAUCUCAACUCUAUUGAGCUGUUGUGGGAGCAGCUUGACCAUAUGAUACAUAAGAAGUGCCCAUCAAGCCAAUCAAACUUGUGGGAGGUGCUUCAGGAAGCAUGGGGUGAAAUCUCUUCAGAUUACCUCAACAAAUUGACAACUAGAAUGCCAAAGGUCUGCAAGGCUGUAAUUGCUGCAAAUGGAGGAUUCUUUGACUAAAGCAAAGUUUGAAGGACACAAUUAUUAUUUCAAUUAGAAAUCGUUAUUUCUAACCUUGUCAAUGACUACAUUUCCUAUUCAUUUUGCUAUAUUUCCUAUUCAAACUAAUUUCAUGUAUGUUUUCAUGGAAAACAAGGACAUUUCUAAGUGACCGCAAACUUUUGAACGGUAGUGUACAGUUGAAGUCGGAAGUUUACAUACACUUAGGUUGGAGUCAUUAAACCUUGUUUUUCAACCACUCCACACAUUUCUUGUUAACAAACUAUAGUUUUGGCAAGUCGGUUAGGACAUCUACUUUGUGCAUGACACAAGUAAUUUUUCCAAAAAUUGUUUCCAGACAGAUUAUUUAACUUAUAAUUCACUGUAUCACAAUUCCAGUGGGUCAGAAGUUUACAUACACUAAGUUGACUAUGCCUUUAAACAGCUUGGAAAACUCCAGAAAAUGAUUUCAUGGCUUUAGAAGCUUCUGAUAGGCUAAUUGACAUAAUUUGAGUCAAUUGGAGGUGUACCUGUGGAUGUAUUUCAAGGCCUACCUUGAAACUCAGUGCCUCUUUGCUUGACAUCAUGGGAAAAUGAAAAGAAAUCAGCCAAGAUCUCAGAAAAAAAAUUGUAGACCUCCACAAGUCUGGUUCACCCUUGGAAGCAAUUUCCAAACGCCUGAAGGUACCACAUUCAUCUGUACAAACAAUAGUACGCAAGUAUAAACUCCAUGGGACCACGCAGCCGUCAUACCGCUCAGGAAGGAGAUGCGUUCUGUCUCCUAGAGAUUAACGUACUUUGGUGCGAAAAGUGCAAAUCAAUCCCAGAACAACAGCAAAGGACCUUGUGAAGAUGCUGGAGGAAACAGGUACAAAAGUAUCUAUAUCCACAGUAAAAUGAGUCCUAUAUCGACAUAACCUGAAAGGCCGCUCAGCAAGGAAGAUGCCACUGCUCCAAAACCGCCAUAAAAAAGCCAGACUAUGUUUUGCAACUGCACAUGGGGACAAAGAUCGUACUUUUUGGAGAAAUGUCCUCAGGUCUGAUGAAACAAAAAUAGAACUGUUUGGCCAUAAUGACCAUUGUUAUGUUUGGAGGAAAAAGGGGGUUGCUUGCAAGCCGAAGAACACCAUCCCAACCGUGAAGCACGGAGGUGGAAGCAUCAUGCUGUGGGGGUGCUUUGCUGCAGGAGGGACUGGUGCACUUCACAAAAUAGAUGGCAUCAUGAGGAAGGAAAAUGAUGUGGAUAUAUUGAAGCAACAUCUCAAGACAUCAGUCAGGAAGUUAAAGCUUGGUCGCAAAUGGGUCUUCCAAAUGGACAAUGACCCCAGUCAUAUUUCCAAAGUUGUGGCAAAAUGGCUUAAGGACAACAAAGUCAAGGUAUUGGAGUGGCCAUCACAAAGCCCUGACCUCAAUCCUAUAGAGAAUUUGUGAGCAGAGCUGAAAAAGUGUGUGGGCAAAAUUCACCCAAGUUAUUGUGCGAAGCUUGUGGAAGGCUACCCGAAACGUUUGACCCAAGUUAAACAAUUUAAAGGCAAAGCUACCAAAUACUAAUUGAGUGUAUGUAAACUUCUGACCCACUGGGAAUGUGAUGAAAGAAAUAAAAGCUGAAAUAAAUCAUUCUCUCUACUAUUAUUCUGACAUUUCACAUCCUUAAAAUAAAGUGUUGAUCCUAACUGACCUACGACAGGGAAUUUUUACUAGGAUUAAAUGUCAGGAAUUGUGAAAAACUGAGUUUAAAUGUAUUUGGCCAAGGUGUAUGUAAACUUCCGAUUUCAACUGUAUGUGGUGGAGAGCCGUGGCAUUCAGAACAGUUAUGUGGUGGAGAGCCGUGGCAUUCAGAACAGUUAUGUGGUGGAGAGCCGUGGCAUUCAGAACAGUUAUGUGGUGGAGAGCCGUUUCUUUCAGAACAGUUAUGUGGUGGAGAGGCGUGGCAUUCAGGACAGUUAUGUGCUGGAGAGCCGUGGCAUUCAGAACAGUUAUGUGGUGGAGAGGCGUGGCAUUCAGAACAGUUAUGUGGUGGAGAGACGUUUCAUUCAGAACAGUUAUGUGGUGGAGAGCCGUUUCAUUCAGAACAACACUAUAUGUCUCCUACAAAAUGCUCUGUUAACACUCCUGUGAAAGACAGUCUGUCAGUCUGGCUUUGAGUAGUUGAACUAAACCUACUAGUAGAUACACUGUUCAUUUGAUUUGAUAUGAUGAUACUUAUUGUUACUGUUGGUAUCAACUGUGACUCAGUGACCUUUUGUGUGUCUCUGCGUUGGGGUUUCUGUCUUCCAGCUGCGUGUGUUUUCAGACCUCCAGUUUAAGGAUGGCAAGAACAUGGUGGGUACCUUCCGGCCGGUGCAGCCCCUGAAUGGCCGCGUGGUGUACCGUUCGGGAGGCGCAGUGGUACUGGCCAGCGCCGCGCUCCUCGUGGCUUCCGUCGCCACGGUGAUGGGACUGUCGCAGCCCAACUAGAGGAAGGGCAUUCCGAGCGAGCCACACCCACCACCAGCAUGAACACCAUGAGUUCUCAGAACCAACCACAAAAAUCAACAGACGCACUAAAACUACAGCACCAACCAACCAACAAUCACACCUUUGACAACUCUCAGCCCGAAAAUGGCCCAGGCACUUACAAUGCAUUCUAGUGAUUCAUUAGUUUCUCGAACUCUAGAGUAUUAGAGCUCUCGAAGUUCUAAAGUUCAUGAGUUAUGCCGUUCAUAAGUUCAACAUUCCCCUCUCUGUUCAGUGUCAGGUCAAUUUAGAGUCCUCAGCCUAAAGUUACCAUACAAAAUGUGAGGACCCUCUGCUCUGUGGUCGCUGCUGUAGUCUAGAUAUAGAUGCCUGUACAUCCAUGACCUGGUUGGCACUGGACUGGCAAGUGAUCAUGUUCUUGUAAUGGAACGUGUUAAUGGUGGCUAGUUGCUAUUAAUAGCUAGCGGUCAUAAAUACUCUCCAGUCUCCAGUUUAUAACCUAGGAGAGGAGAGGAGAGCAGAGAGAUGCCAUGGCCUUUCCCUCUGCAUUGCCAAGUUCCAUGAACUCCCAUUAUCGCCACCACCGUCACCAGUCAGGGUGGGCAUUCUAUGCCACCCACCAUGGGCCGGGCAACAUUAUCUGAGGGGUAAGGAGGACGGAGGUCCCCUAGCAACACCUGAAUCACCCGCCCAGGGCCCAGGGGUAACUAAAGGGCACAGGCUGACCCACGAUGAACACAACACACCAAACUGUUCUAAGUGUUAAAGUGUUUAGAGGCUGAACUGUCCCUGUCCCGACUCCCAAACCCCCCCCAGUCACACAUGAGCUCAACGAGGAGGAAGAGGAGGUGGAGGAAGAUGACGAUGCGUUGCCGGAGUGAUGAGCUUUUUCCGGCUCCCUCCAAAACUGCUCUGACAAUAGGUCAUGUGACAGGGGGCGAUUCUGAACACACAGCUUCUAGAAGCUGAAUAGGGAGUUGACACAGCAAUAUUUAAGAUAAACCAACUAAUUGAUUGAUAAAUAGAUAGAUUAAUCAAUUGAUGGAUUGAUUGAUUGACAGAUUGAUUGAUUGAUACUUAUUGGACCAAUGUCAUUAUAGUAUUAUUACCAAUUAUCCACAUCAAAUGUUUAGCAUUGAUCUGCAUGUUGUCUCUCGCUCUCUCUCUCUCUCU
This is a messenger RNA of Coregonus sp. 'balchen', 15000 nucleotides long. The record is from the annotation of a GenBank genome assembly. Lineage: Eukaryota; Metazoa; Chordata; Actinopteri; Salmoniformes; Salmonidae.